CCACCCUGGUCCUACCCUGCCAACAACGGAAUUGAGGCAAGAGUGAGAAGAAAGGGAUUAAAUGGACUUGGGAAUAAUAAGAGAAAAAAGAGGAAGCUGGGUAGAGAGAGUAGGUCGGGAGUUCACCGGAAAGGAGGAUUCCAGUGAGCAAGUCAGGCGGGGUUAGGGUUUACGGCGAGAGGGUCCAUCCCGGUUCUGUCAAUGGAAGCAUUAACAACUUGUUAGAUAAGAGUUAGUGCCGAAUUAAGGAAUUGAGAAAUCUUUCAUACCACUCUCCUCCCUCACUCAUUUAUCUCUCCUCCAACGACGAAAACUCCAAAGGGGUUCGCUGCGACGUCGCCGGCGAAAAUUAAGACAUUCCCGACGAUCUUUUCCUCCAGACAAAGCGAUAAAGAAGCGAAUUAAAACUGCCACUGCAGACAAUGACGACGAGGCAGGUGAAGUUAGAGAAAGAGUGUGAGCUUCGAAUCGAAGUGGGUCCAGACAUGCCUCUUCGCCUCCGGCUCCUCAUGGGUACUGCAGAGAUCUUUGGCACCGAAAUAGCUCCUGAAAUCUGGCUGACCUUUCCUCCAAGACACAAAUUCGCUGUUUUCACUUGGUAUGGAGCGACAAUUGAAAUGGAUGGUAUUACUGAAACUGAUUAUACAGCAGAUGAGACACCCAUGAUCAGUUACGUAAAUGUGCAUGCUGUACUCGAAGGACGAAGAAAUCGCGCCAAAGCAUCGCCUAGUGACUCUGAUUCUUCUAAGGGUCCCAGGGUAAUCGUGGUGGGACCUACAGAUUCUGGGAAGAGUACCUUAUCAAGAAUGCUACUUAGUUGGGCAGCUAAACAAGGUUGGAAACCUACUUUUGUAGAUUUAGAUAUUGGCCAAGGAUCUAUAACCAUUCCUGGGUGUAUUGCUGCCACCCCAAUUGAAAUGCCAAUUGAUCCUGUCGAGGGAGUACCGGUAGAGAUGCCUCUUGUUUACUUCUAUGGGCAUCCAAGUCCUAGUAUCAAUGCAGAUUUGUAUAAGGUGCUCAUGAAGGAGCUAGCUCAAAUUCUGGAAAGACAAUUUGCUGGAAAUACAGAGUCUCGAGCUGCAGGCAUGGUAAUCAAUACCAUGGGAUGGAUAGAAGGUGUUGGUUAUGAGUUGCUUCUCCAUGCAAUUGAUACAUUUAAUGCCACUGUUGUUCUUGUGUUGGGUCAAGAGAAACUUUGCAGCAUGCUGAAAGAUGUAUUGAAAAACAAGCCCAAUGUGGACGUUGUGAAACUUCAAAAGUCAGGUGGUGUUGUAUCCAGGAAUUCAAAAGCCCGUCAGAGGUCCAGGAGCAGCAGGAUAAGGGAAUACUUUUAUGGCCUUGCAAAUGAUCUAUCCCCGCAUUCUAAUAUCGCAAAUUUCAGCGAUUUGUCAGUCUAUCGUAUUGGUGGUGGACCACAGGCUCCACGUUCAGCUCUGCCAAUUGGUGCAGAGCCCGCUGCAGAUCCUACACGGUUGGUUCUUGUUAGUAGCAACAGAGACUUGCUCCAUGGAGUUCUUGCCGUUUCAUUUGCCAAAGAACCAGAUCAAAUUAUUUCAAGUAAUGUUGCUGGGUUCAUAUAUGUAACUGACAUCGAUAUUCAGAGGAAAAUAAUUACAUAUCUGGCACCAUCAGUGGGGGAUCUCCCAGGCAGAUUUUUGAUUGUGGGAGGUUUAACAUGGCUGGAAGGCUGAAGUUAACAUGGUUUUAGUUUGGUGUCAACUCCUGUGCUGUAUUCAUCUUAUAUUUAUAAACGGAACAGUAGACUGUAGUAACAAGGGCAACGAGGAAUUAACCGUCCUGCGAUAUGAAUUAGUGUGUGUAGCUGUCAAACUUUUUAACAUAUCAUUUUUUUGGAUUGGUAUAUCAAGAUCCAUUUUACAUGUCUAUUUUCUAGUAUUAAAUUCGUGGCUAAACUUACUGAAAUUCCCAACAAUGGGAUGGAUUGUUCUUUAUUGUGUAGAUAUUUAUGAUACUUGACCAAACAGCUGAAAUACUCUACUAUUUCGCAUGAUUCCUAUAUUUUGAUAUUUUUUCACUUAA
Messenger RNA from Cornus florida, 2040 nucleotides. Its product is annotated as protein CLP1 homolog. Bases 423 to 1691 code for a protein of 422 amino acids. Gene Ontology annotation, cellular component: nucleus; mRNA cleavage factor complex. Gene Ontology annotation, biological process: tRNA splicing, via endonucleolytic cleavage and ligation. The record is from RefSeq and is a predicted model, not a curated record. The transcript is spliced from 11 exons. NCBI's taxonomy places the organism in Eukaryota, Viridiplantae, Streptophyta, Magnoliopsida, Cornales, Cornaceae. Gene Ontology annotation, molecular function: polynucleotide 5'-hydroxyl-kinase activity.